Parnassius apollo (apollo) is the source of this 2049-nucleotide messenger RNA. Lineage: Eukaryota; Metazoa; Arthropoda; Insecta; Lepidoptera; Papilionidae. The record is from the annotation of a GenBank genome assembly.
AUGGAAGUCACUAGCGGUGCAGAAGAGGGGUUUGUUCGAGAAUGGACACCUUGCUCCCAUAUUUUAAAUUUAAUUCCGGCCCGUAUUCAAACUGGCAUAUUCUCCAGUGAACUGUGCUUAACAUGUGUUGAUGCAGUUAAUGAAUAUAUAGCUUUAGGCACAAAUGUGGGUUUGGUUUACUGGUAUGACCGGAAAAAAGGAAGUAUCCAGAGGCUUAGAUGUGAGGCUUCAACGACCCCCAUAACGUUUGUGAAAAUCGUGAACACCGUGGACUACAUGGUCGGCGCUGGCAAUGCCGCAGGCCAGGUCACCGUGUUCCAGAUACCGAAGGAGCAUCCAGAUAACAUUCCAGACACCUUGAAGCCUAAGGUUGAGCCUAAAGUUGAGAGGUAUACGAUAGGUGAUUUGCACAAGAGCAAAAUAACGUCGAUCGAAUGGUCGAAGAACGGGAUGCGUCUUUUUUCCGGAGACAAGAAUGGCGUGAUUAUCAUGACUGAGAUCGAUUUUUAUAUGCACCUAUGCAAGUCUAUGGAGAUAGUGAACGAGGAGUACGAAAUCGUGCAGAUGAGCUACCACCAGAACACGCUGCUGGUGUCGAGCCUGUACCGCACCAUCUUGUGCGAGCGGCGAGACUCGCGGUGGCACGUCAACCAGCUAGGCAAAAAGGAGAGGAAAAGCUUGUGUCGGCUGGGCGCAGUGUUCCAGCACUCGUACGCGCGUGGCGGCGCGGCGUGCGCGUACUGCGCGCGGCCCGGCCUGCGCGUGUGGCGCGCGGACACGCGCGGCAACGUGCUGCAUACGCUGCUGUUCAAGGAAGCAAUAUCGAACCCUCUGACGGUGGCCGAGCUCCUCAACCCGGCGCAGAAGAAGCAGCCGAUCGGCGACCACGAACCAAACUUCGGUCCCCUGCACGUGUUCCGCGAACAUUUCCUCGUGUCGUACGACGAGCGGCUGUUGUACGUGUUGGAUCCGCGCUCGCUCACCGCCGUCGCCGUGGUCGACGACUUGCGACGGAUCGUGUCGGUGUCGGUGAACAAGGAGGAGGUGUUCGUGCUGGAGGGCCCGCGCUCGCUGCUGCGACUCGCGCACGCGCCCGAGCCCGCCGCGCUCGCGCCGCACGCACAACAAGAUGAAACAGCUAACCUCAUGACAAAAUCUCUAACGACGUCGAUACAACAAGCUGUAAACACAGUCAGAGACCUAACUCACUUGGACCAGACUGUGCCGUACAUCACUAGUGUUCUAGAACAACCAAUUUCUAUCUUCACAAAGAACGAGCUCAUCGAAACGGGCACCAUAGCAAAUGCAGAGGAAUGCUUUGAAUUACCACCUAUUAAACAUUUGCCCCGAGAUAUCUCUGAUAAUGUGUUAGAAUCGAUUAUAAAUGAAUUCAAGGACGUGUCGAGCGACGCGGAGGAAAUAAGAAAGAUCAAGUCGGAAGAAUUACAGAAGAAAUUAAAACUGUAUAAUAGCAUAAUGGAGAAGAAAUAUGACGAGGAGUUGAUCCAUAGUAGUAGGAGAAGUCGGAGGAAGGAUAGCGGGUCGGGCGGGAGUACGCCGCGCCUGAGUACGCCGGUACGGAGACCUGCAGACAACGUCAGCUACACCAGCCCCUGUGUAAUGAAUAUUAGCGUUUAUGGAAACGAUUCACAAAAUGACGAUUUGCUCGAGAAGCAGAUUGAAGAGAAAGAGAAAAUACUCGCGAAAAUGCUGAACCUGGAAUCUCUUAGCAUAGCCAGCCCUAGAGUGAAGAAAGAAGCGGCCACAGAGGAAACUACAUUACAUUAUAAGUCGUACGUUGCAGAACACCCGGCAGAAGAACCAAAACAAGACCAACCCAAAACUGAAAAGACUGAAACAAAACCGGAAAACAAUAAGACGAAAGCGGAGCCAAACGUUAUAGAUUUGGUGCCGAAAGUUGUUAAACUGCCUAACAAUUGGAACCUAGAGAAUAUAGAAUUAAGGCUGGACAUGAAGAAUGGAGUUAAGGAUGUAAUAAACUUGAUCUCUCCCGACGAUCAUUUGGAUAGCGAGUGGGAAGUCAUCUGA